Messenger RNA from Acanthoscelides obtectus, 873 nucleotides. The record is from the annotation of a GenBank genome assembly. Lineage: Eukaryota; Metazoa; Arthropoda; Insecta; Coleoptera; Chrysomelidae.
AAAAAGCAAUGCAACAAGACGAUAGUGAUGAAUCCUGUACAAAUGUGAUAAAGACGAGAGGAAACUGCAGCAUAGUUCGAAAAUUUGUGUGACUAUAAAAAAUAUAACCUAAUAAAGCAUUGCAGUUACAUAUAUCUGAAAUUAAACAACGGUAAUAAAUUCAAAUAAUAAGUAAUUUGAUUAGUAUUUAAUGAACAGUUUGGAUGUUGUUGAUAACAGCAAUUGUUUGAAGCAUUCGCUUCCCCAAUGCUAAAUCUAUAUUUAAAAAUAACACAGAGCCAUCUAAAAAGCCUGGUAUUAUUUUCAUAUUAGCGAAAUGUAUUCAUUCACUGAUGCUUCAGCUAUAUAAAAAUGCAACCAAGCUUUGAUGGAUAGUCUUUUUUUUAGCGAAAUUACCGAACAAUGAAAUUUUUGGUGGUCUUGGGUGCCAUACUUGGCUUAGCAUCAGCACAAUCAGCUGCUCAGAUGAAGCUUAUAAUGAGGCUCCACAAUGAAUGCAAAGAGUUAACAGGAAUCAAUGAUGCUUUAGCAUCUGGAAUAAUGACAGGCACAUUUCCAGACGACGAAACUCUGAAGAAACAUCUCCUCUGCAUUUUCAAAAAAUCCGGAUCUAUGAGCGAAGAUGGAUAUAUUCAGGCGGAUGUUGCACAGGUGGUGUACGAAGCCGCGUUAAAAGAUGAAGAUAAGGCAGCAGAAAUUGUAAAAGCUUGCGCUGUGGACAAGGAUACUCCCGAAAAUACUGCGUUGGAAAUGGCCAGAUGUUCCUGGCAAAAGACAAAAGGAGGUGUAUAAUUUCCUUGAUGUGAUAAUCGAUGCUGAUUUGAUUCUGAUAUACUGUCACCUUUUCCAAUAAUAUGUGCACUCGAUCAAUUA